GCCUCGUUCCAUUCCGCCUCCACCAAGCCUCUGCCUUCCUCGCUCCUUGCAUCCCCGGAUUCCAGUUUGGUUGCUCGUGGCUAGGGUUGGACCGGCGGCCUCGGCGAUGUCGGCGCCGUGGUGGGACUCCGACUGGAAGGACCGCUCCGGCCCGGAGUACCGCUGCUUCGUGGGCAACCUCCCCUACGGCACCAGCGAGAGCUCCCUCAAGGACGCUUUCUCCAGUUACGCCCCCCUCUACUCCGAGAUCGCGGUGGAUCCUGAGACGGGGAGGUCCCGCGGCUUCGGGUGGGUGCAGUUCGAGGACCAGAAGUCGAUGGACAACGCCAUCCAGGGCAUGAACGGCCAGCAGGUCGGCGGCCGCAGCGUCACCGUCAGCCAGGCCAACCACCGCCCGCGCCGCUGGAGGGCGUGAACGGCCGGCCGGCACGCCGGUGGCCAUGGCCUGCUGCGCGCGUACAACAGACUAGUUGGUUAUCUCCCCCAAUCGUCAGGCCUUUAGCUAAUUAGUACUAGUGGUGGUGUUAGUUGUCUUCUAUCGUCCUAAGUAAUCCGAGAUUGCUAUGUCAUGAACUCAUGAUGUUCUAGACCUUGUGUUGGUCUUCGUUGGUUUGUUAUGGAUUGUGUGCUCGAUCGGUGAGUUAUCUUCGUUUGGGUUUGGUGAUGUGAGAUGGAAUGGAACCAGCUUUGUUAAAAUGCAUGUUGCUUGUGGGUGUACAUCGACUUAUUCUGGAACAUCAUUCUGAUUUUUGGUGAUGUGAGAUGGAACAACAGACUUGUCUUGAA
Panicum virgatum (switchgrass) is the source of this 786-nucleotide messenger RNA. Its product is annotated as glycine-rich RNA-binding protein GRP2A-like. The transcript has 2 exons. The record is from RefSeq and is a predicted model, not a curated record. Lineage: Eukaryota; Viridiplantae; Streptophyta; Magnoliopsida; Poales; Poaceae. Gene Ontology annotation, molecular function: RNA binding. The coding region runs from base 107 to 415 and encodes 102 amino acids.